Phyllotreta striolata is the source of this 1182-nucleotide messenger RNA. NCBI's taxonomy places the organism in Eukaryota, Metazoa, Arthropoda, Insecta, Coleoptera, Chrysomelidae. The record is from the annotation of a GenBank genome assembly.
GUGUUGUGUUUUCAAAACGAAAAUACAGCUACUAAUUUACCUAAAAUGAAAACGUUUGAAAUAAUAGCAGGAACAUACGAAGAAUUUCUUUUGGGAUAUGACUUUUUCCAUAAGGGCAAACGUCUCGUUCAGAGUUUCGCUUCGCACGACCACACAGCGAGCGUUCGAUGUGUCGCUGCAUCAGCCCAUUUCGUGGCCUCCGGUGCAGCGGACGACCGCAUCAUCCUCUACGACUUCAAGCACCGCAAGGAGCACUUCAUGCUCUCCCAUCACGACUCGACUGUGACUUGCCUGGAAUUCACCCCGAACCACUCUCACCUGGUCUCGGGCAGCCAAAACGGAGUGCUCUCCGUUACUCGAGUGGGCAAUUGGCAGGUGGAGAAGAUGUGGGGCAAGGCCCACAAGGGCGCUGCGAUAUUAGACGUGGCUGUGCACCAGUCGAGCAAGCUCGCUUUGAGUUUGGGGGAGGACUGUGUACUUCGCACGUGGAAUUUGGUGAAAGGCAGGCAAGCGUACGCUAUAAACUUGAGAAGCAAAAGCAAGGAUGCCAAGAGUUUGUGUAAGAUUUCGUGGGCUGCGGACGGGGUGAGGUUUCUUUUAUUCGGUGGUAAAUACACGGAAAUAUGGAGCAUCGAAUCGGGAGGGGUGGUUCAAGUUAUCGAACACGAUGUAAAAGUGAGCAGCUGCAUUUGGUAUAAUGAUAAAAAACUGUUGGUGGGUUACGAAGAUGGGAACUUGUGCUUACUGACAUUGUCGUCGUUAAAGAAGAAAGUCUACAAAGCCCACAAAGAUAGGAUAAAAGCGCUUGUGAGUUACGAUGAAUGGAUAAUCUCGGGGUCUAGCGGUGGAGAAAUAAAGGUUUAUGAUAAAGAUUUGCAGGAACUUUGCAAAACAAACUCUGAUUGUCGGCUUACUUCGUUAGUUAUUCUUCCGCCAGUUAAUCUAAAAAAAGAGGAACUUGAAAAGGAAGAAGAGCCCGAAGAGGAAGAAGGGGCUGAAGAGGAAGAGGAACCUGAAGAGGAAGAGGAGCCUGAAGAGGAACUUGAAGAGGAAGAGGAGCCUGAAGAGGAACAGGAACCUGCUGUUGAUGAUGUAGUAUCGAUAGAAGAGGAAGAUGAAGAGGAGGAAGUUCAACCAAAAAGAAAAAGGAGGAAAAAGAAAAGUAAAAGUGAAAAAAACUAA